AGAGUUUAUAGCAUAAAGGUCUUGUCCCUGAAUCCGAUCGCACUGUUGAACGGAAGGUGAAUAAAGUUGACAGUAUGCUGCGGUGGAGAGUGUCGAAGCCCACUGUGCUGAGCCUUUUGCUAAUUCAGGCUGUUACAGUGGUGCUUCUGUACGGAUGGUACAGCCGUCCACCGUCUCAAAACUCUCUAUCUGAGGGCAAGGUGCAUGUGCUGCUGCUGUCGUCUUGGAGGUCUGGCUCAUCAUUCCUGGGACAGGUGUUUAACCAGCAUCCGGAUGUCUUUUAUUUGAUGGAGCCAGGCUGGCACGUGUGGAUGUCUGUAAAGCAAACAGGUGCACGUAGCUUACGAAUGGCAGUGCGUGAUAUGAUUCGUAGUGUCUUUCAGUGCGACAUGUCGGUAAUGGACGCUUACAUCCCCCAGCCAUGUAACGUCUCCAAACUCUUCAUGUGGAGCCACAGUCGUGCACUCUGCUCUCCACCCGCAUGUUUUCUCACAGCUCGUGACGAGAUCAGCAAUGAGCAAGAAUGCAAGAAGAACUGCGACACGCAGGGUUUGAAGCUCGCGGAGGCAGCGUGUCGGUCCUAUAGCCACGUGGUGUUAAAAGAGGUGCGCUUCUUUGAGCUGGAGUCACUGUUCCCACUACUGCGGGACCCCACUCUGAAUCUGCGCAUCAUUCAUCUAGUUCGUGACCCACGAGCUGUGCUUCGUUCCCGAGAGAAGUCUUUCAAAGCCCUGGUGCAAGAUAGCGCCAUAGUACUUGAACAGGCUAACCUUCCGGAAAAUGAACAGCCGUAUCAGGUCUUGCAGGAGAUUUGCCGCAGUCAUAUGCGCAUUUAUGAGACCGCCAUGAUAAAGCCACCCGAUUUCCUACGGGGACGCUACAAAAUGAUACGUUAUGAGGAUUUAGUGCGUAACACGCUGGCCGAGAUCGAAGCCAUGUACGAGUUUGUAGGGCUGGACAUGACCGAAACUUUGCAGGAGUGGAUCUACCGCAUCACUCAUGGAAGGGGCAAGGGAAAGAAAAGUGAUGCCUUCAAGAUUACCUCGCGAAAUGCAGAGGACGUCUCCUUGGCUUGGAGAACCACCUUAUCAUUUGAAAAAGUCCAGCACAUCCAGGAUGUUUGCAAAGAUGCCAUGACUCUGCUUGGAUAUAAAACAGUGGAUAGUGAGGAAGAGCAGAAGCUGCUGGAUGUAGACUUGGUGAAACCAAAUGAACAGAAUCACUUCAGCUGGCUACCUUCUAAAAGCACUACUGCUAAAGUAUAGAGACGUUCCAGUGAUCAAACGCAUAAAAGUGUGUCAUUUGUGCAUCAGUUUUGUUCUCCUUCGCUUCAUACAAAUGUGUCCUAGGGAACAGCAGAGAAUUUGGACAUUCCUCUGUUAAAGAGGACACUACAGCAAUGAAGCGCUGUUCUCUUCUUAACACAACAUUUAACACUGGAUGAUGUUUUUGAAGAAAUCCAAUAAUUAACUUUAAGUUUUAUUUAUCGACAAAGAAACUAUGGUGUUUUUUGUUUUUGUUUACAGAAAUAAUUUGCAUUUCAUUUUGAUGUUGUAGAUGAAGAUUGAAUCAGAACUAUAACAGGGCUGUGUGUUUCUUGUAUAAGUGUCACAUUAAAAUGCCAUUUAGCUA
This is a messenger RNA of Carassius gibelio (silver crucian carp), 1632 nucleotides long. RefSeq names its product carbohydrate sulfotransferase 6 (gene chst6). Lineage: Eukaryota; Metazoa; Chordata; Actinopteri; Cypriniformes; Cyprinidae. Gene Ontology annotation, cellular component: Golgi membrane. Gene Ontology annotation, molecular function: N-acetylglucosamine 6-O-sulfotransferase activity. The record is from RefSeq and is a predicted model, not a curated record. Gene Ontology annotation, biological process: N-acetylglucosamine metabolic process; sulfur compound metabolic process; carbohydrate metabolic process. The transcript has 2 exons. The coding region runs from base 75 to 1265 and encodes 396 amino acids.